Rhipicephalus sanguineus (brown dog tick) is the source of this 3974-nucleotide messenger RNA. RefSeq lists its product as uncharacterized. The transcript is spliced from 3 exons. The record is from RefSeq and is a predicted model, not a curated record. Bases 375 to 2390 code for a protein of 671 amino acids. Gene Ontology annotation, cellular component: membrane. Gene Ontology annotation, molecular function: G protein-coupled receptor activity. Gene Ontology annotation, biological process: G protein-coupled receptor signaling pathway; cell surface receptor signaling pathway. Lineage: Eukaryota; Metazoa; Arthropoda; Arachnida; Ixodida; Ixodidae.
AGUUGCACGCGCUUUCUCUGACCCCCAUAGUGGCAGGCGCGGCAUAUGGCUGCGCCUUUUAGCGCGCUCAUGCGGGCCACGCUGGAAACGUGCUCGCUCUUCGCCGGAAAGGUUUUGUUUGUCGACGGAGAUGGCGACUGAAUGACAACAGCGACGGCGUGAUGUCGUCACGAUUUAAGUCGUCAACAUCUUUUGUUUUCUUCGAUCGAGGCACCUCGCAUCAGUGACAUCUGGAUACGCUGGAGCGAGUUCUCCUUAUCGACUUUGAUGGGAGCGACGUUCGCGCCCCAUUUGCCACACGGGGCUGGAUUUCAUCGUCGACAUAGACUCUCUGCGCACCAUGCGUACAAAGGACCGAGAAUGAACGCUUGACGAUGCCGAGGUGCACCUCCGUUGCAGCACAGCAGGGCAUCGCUUACCUGAGCUACCUCAGAGACCACAUUUCCAACAACGUAACAUCAGUGCUUAUAGAUACAAUGCAGCAGCAUCCAAAGAUAACGAAUGCCUUCGCAACUUUUGGCACCUUCAGCGUUUUCCUCCGAAUCUGCGCCCAGUGCUUCCAAAUGGAUUGCAACGCUACUCUUCCCUGGCACAUAUCGAGCCAAGACCACCCGGCAGUACCAUACAAUCGAAUCGAAGAGAUGUUGCGAUGUCCAGAGGGACAACAUGGCUGCAAUGACUCGCCAGUCAACUGCACGGAGGAGCUCCUCGCCGUCACUUGCAGUUGCGGGAGAAAUUGCAACGUUUACGGAUCUUGCUGCUGGAAGGCCGAGGUUCACGAGUCGCCUGCCGCGCGAUCGAAGUGUGUUUCACUUAACGCUGCCAAUGAAUUUGGCGGAGGGUUUUAUGCUGUCUCGGGUUGCAAUCGGGACUGGCCGAAGGACGAAAUACGAAUGUCGUGUGAGAAUGCCACGAGGGAAGACGAUCCGUUUUUCUUUGUACCUGUCACCACUGAGCGAGAGGUCACGUAUUUCAACGCGUUCUGCGCCCUCUGCAACUACGACUUGGACAACACGUCUAUGUUCUGGAGCGCCUCAGGGAAUGACACUGAAGAUUUAACAGUGUAUCCACCGCAGUACGCAAUGCACAACAAAGAUGUCUUCUUCUGGCCCUGCGAUCCGACCUUGGUGGAUGUCGACGCUUGUCCCGAAGGCUCGGACGCGGAGACCAUGCGAAGAUGCUUGACUUACUUUGCUCCAGUGGGGCACAUGCGUGAAAAAUCCGAUGUCGGUCAGUACGCCUCCGAAGUCGUUUACAAGAACGUCUACUGCGGUCUCUGCAACGGAGCCAAUCUUUCAUCAUUAAAGUGUAUUCCGAAACAAGCAGUUCGCGAAUCAUGGGGCCGUGCUGUUGGGCUAAUCGCUAAUCCAGAUACAGUCACAACCUUAAAGCCGGUAGUAAGCCAAAGUUCAUGUUUCGUGUGGCACAACGGGAAGUGUUACGUGAGGGUGCCCCGACGCUUCCUGAACUAUUCGAUGGCAGGCACAAACGAAACAAGCAAUUUUAUAAACGCUACUAUCACCUCAGACGAUCCUUACAAUGUCAGAAGCUACCUCUCAACCAUAUGUAUCAGCUUGUCACUCAUAUGUCUCUUCUUGAAAGGCGUUGUAUUUGUGCUCUACAGGAGUUCGCGGACGUUCUCUUCCUGUUGUACAAUGUGCCUUGCCGGAACACUGUUCUGGACCCACCUGCUUCACCUUAUCGUGAAUACCGUCGACGAAAUUAGACCUUACUGCAAAGUUUUCGCCCCUCUUCUUCAUUUCGGCUUCCUCUCCACCUUCUUCUGGACGAGCGUGCUUUCGUUCGAUAUAUGGAAAAACCUGGUGACAGCCCGGCUUUCUUCCAGCAAGCGGAGUAGACUCGUAGUCUACGGUCUCAUCGCUUGGGGUGGCCCCGUAGUCAUGGUUGUCCUGGGCAUCGUGCUAGAUAAAGUUGAUUCGGACUUCGCCCUUUCGCCUAACUACGGACGCUCUUCCUGUUGGAUAGACAGCACGUGGAAUCUCGUAGCCUUCCUUCUCGCGCCAAUGGUAAUCAUGAUUGUGUUCGGCAUUGGUCUGUACGCGCACAUCGUCGUCCACGUAAGAAGAACGGCCAAGCGGGCCGCAACUUUCGACUUCAAAGGCGGUGAGAGCCGGUCCAACAUAACGCUCUUCAUAAAACUCGGUCUCAUUAUGGGCCUUACGUGGCUUGUGGCUUUCGUCAACCUCUUCUUCACCGCUUUGGUGCUCGACAUCGCUGUUACUAUCCUUGUUGGACUUCAAGGCGUGUACAUGUUCUUCGGCUUCAAGGACUAUAAGUACCUGCUUCCAAAGAGAUUUUGCACGAAAAGGAAAGCUAAAACUGCAGUCGCGCAUUCUGCGAAUACUGGUAUGUCCUCUCUUGCAACAUAAAUCAACUCCAGGGGAGGCGCGCACACAAGACACCUGCCAUGAGAUUCAGAUAUGAACAGAAGUAACGCGGCAUCUCCUUCCCAACUCUUUAUUUAUAGUUUCUUCUAUUGCGCAUCUUGUGUCUCGUUGCGUGGAGUCGGUUGACAGUCGGUCGAGGGAAAAAAAAAAGAAAAACUUUAUGACCACCCAUACUUCAAAGGCGAAAAUGAUGCCCUCGCCUUCAACGUGACUUGAAUGGUCUACUACUUGAAAAAAAAUAUAUAUUGAAGUGUUAAUCAGGGAUGUGAGAACAAUUGGUACACCGUCGCAUGAAACGCUGUUGUUUCGAAUGGAAUUAAUAAACAUAUAUCAAUAUAAUCAAAAUGCGUGGGGCCGAGAACUUCUCUGUAUGUCAUGGUAUACGCUAGAACUGUAUGUAUAUACAUUUAUUGCGCAGAACACAGAUGGGCUCGCUUGCAUUGCAUUUUCGAACAAAUUUACAGACUGUAUAAAAGUUGGAUCAUCUGAUGGUACACAACCCCGUGAUUAAUAAUGAUGCAGCCAAAAUUUAAUGAUGUAACACAAGUGCCCUCAUGGCCCCCAUUACACAAGAAACAGGGUGUUAAAUAUCACGCGUUAUUUUGUUAAGUUUCCGUGUUUUAGUGUCAUCCAUAUGAAGCCGACGUUGACUUUCAAGUGCGUAAAAAUAUGUACAGCGUAGUAAUGACUAAUGGUUUGAUUAAGCUCUCGCUGACAAUACUUGGUUGGCCCAAGUAAUGAGACAUUUCUCAGCCACGCGUAUGAAGAAACUUGAGGUCGAUCUCAAUAACGAUUGGUAUUAAAAAAAAAUAAGAGUGCUUUCGCUGAGGAUAUAUAUAGGUACGCCUCAUUAGGUCGCAAUGAAGAACUUUCGAAGGCCACCAAACGGUAGACACGACCUCUUGCUUUAUAAACGGAGUGUCAAAAGUCUAAGUUCAUUUUUUUUAUUUUAAGUGAAUAUUAUUGACUGCUGUCAGUGGCCACCUAUUUGUCCCAUAUUCGUCACCCUGCUUUCAUAAGCGGGCGCCUUUGCGUCUUGCGUGCCGAUGCGUGUAGAUUCUGGCGUCGUGCCACUUCGCAAAACGCUCGGCUAUCUUUCAGUCCUCACGCCCCCUCCCAUGCUUUCUUCAGCGCGCUUUUCUUUAGCCCCAGACAAUCAGCGCGAAUGAUCGUUGCGCCACUCGCCGUGCUUGUUAGCGCGCAGCCCUAGCUCUAGGCGCAUUCGUCCUUCACCGGGCAGGGUUUGUUUGUCGACUGAGAUGAAAAGCGAAGAAGAAGCCUUCGGACAACAACGACGAACCCGAGGGGGUUGCGCCGCAUGUCGGGGUCGUCAUAAUGUUACUCGUCAGCGUCAUUUGCUUCGACCGGGAUACCAAUGCCACAGGUACGUGUUGCAUACUGCGGGGUGUCGCGGUUUCUCUCGCUGUCACGCUAAUUUAAUCGCGAAUGUUCGCGCCACUGUAUCUAGACACGUGGUAUACGCGACGCGGCGUCCGAUGCGGGUUUCUGAGCGGCUGAGCGGCGUGCGGCGCGUCGUAAAGAUGACUCUGAGCUCCGACUCGUGAA